This is a messenger RNA of Physeter macrocephalus (sperm whale), 4874 nucleotides long. It is a transcript of the gene OXR1, whose product is annotated as oxidation resistance 1. Gene Ontology annotation, cellular component: nucleus. Gene Ontology annotation, biological process: response to oxidative stress. The record is from RefSeq and is a predicted model, not a curated record. The transcript has 19 exons. Lineage: Eukaryota; Metazoa; Chordata; Mammalia; Artiodactyla; Physeteridae. The coding region runs from base 409 to 3090 and encodes 893 amino acids.
GAAGCGCAGCGCCGACGCCGCGCCGCCCAGCCCAGCCGAGAGGGGCGCACUAGCCGCCGCGGGGCCCGCCGCCGCUCACCGCAGCCCCCUCCUGGCGACCAGCAAAGCUGCUGGUGGCCAUCUUUGUUAUCAAAUGGAGAAAGCCUGCCUGAAGAUGAAGCUAGCCCAAGGAAAAUAGAAACGAGAUGAGAUGAAAAGGCACACUUCAGCCUAUUGAUCUCACCACACCCGAAAUCAGUCUUCUCAGACUGUGAGUAACUGAGUGGUUUGUGCAUCAUUGCGGUAGCCAAUCUAAAAUUCCUGGCGGCCUCGUCUGCCUGAUCUACUCAUUCCCUACUCUGAAACCAAGAGAAGACUGUGCCACAAGACUCCUCCAGAAAUUGCUACAAUGUCUGUAUCUAAUUUAUCAUGCCCAGCCAUACCAGAGGGUCCCAGCAAUCUGGUAUUUUCUUCUCUACUCCAAAUUCUCCUAUCCGGGUCUGUGAACUACAGUUGAAGAAAAAGUCCCAGUCGGUGGAUAUUAGUGCUCCAGGGUUCAACCCUUUGGCUGGUGCAGGAAAACAAACGCCACAAGCCAGUAAACCCACCACACCCAAGACGCCCAUCAUUGAAGAAGCGCAGAACAACGCAGAAAAUUCCCAGAAGCAUCCUUCCCGAAGGAGUGAGCUGAAGAGGUUCUACACCAUUGACACUGGCCAAAAGAAGACCCUAGACAAGAAAGAUGGGAGAAGAAUGUCUUUUCAGAAACCCAAAGGGACUACUGAAUAUACUGUUGAAUCAAGGGAUUCUUUGAAUACUAUAGCCCUGAAAUUUGAUACAACGCCCAACGAACUUGUUCAGUUAAAUAAGUUAUUCUCCCGAGCAGUUGUUACUGGACAGGUUUUAUAUGUUCCUGAUCCUGAAUAUGUCUCCAGUGUUGAGAGCUCCCCGUCUCUAAGCCCCAUAAGUCCUCUGUCACCAACAUCAUCCGAGGCUGAACUUGAUAAGACCGCUAAUCCUGAUGUAGUCCACCCGAAAGAAGAAACUCUCUCAUCUGCUUUUACUGGUAUUCGACCUGCACGAGUUAUAUCGUCAACUUCUGAGGAGGAAGAAGCAUUUACUGAGAAAUUUCUUAAAAUUAAUUGCAGAUAUAUUACCAGUGACAAGGGCACAGUCAGUGGUGUGUUGCUAGUUACACCAAAUAAUAUAAUGUUUGAUCCACAUAAAACUGACCCCUUGGUUCAAGAGAAUGGCUGUGAGGAAUAUGGCAUCAUGUGUCCAAUGGAAGAGGUGAUGUCAGCUGCAAUGUACAAAGAAAUUUUCGAUAGCAAAAUAAAGGAAUCCUUACCCAUAGAGAUAGAUCAGUUAUCAGGAAGAGACUUCUGCCAUUUAAAGAAAAUGACAAGAAGUAAUACUGAUGAAAUAGACUCAAGAAUUCGUGAUGCAGGUAAUGAUAGUGCCAGCACUGCUCCUAGGAGCACCGAGGAGUCUCUUUCUGAAGAUGUGUUCACGGAGUCAGAGCUCUCUCCUAUACGAGAGGAGCUUAUUUCUUCAGAUGAGCUGCGACAAGAUAAAUCAUCUGCUGCUUCAUCAGAAUCUGUGCAAACCGUCAGUCAGAGUGGAGUAGAAUGUUUGACAGUCGUAACAGAGGCUGCUAGUACUCCUGACCACUUAAAAUCCGAUUCUGGACAUACUACCAAUGAAGUUGGGACUCUUUCUCUUAAAACUGAUUUAAAUAAUCUUGAAAUGGCUACUAAGGAAGGAGAUCAGACUACAGAUAAUCUUCAAGAAAUAUCAGGUCCUAAAGAACAAAGCACAGGUAUAAAAGGUAAUGCAGACCAGGAUUUUCUUCUUAAUGAGAAUUCAUUACACCAUGAAGAAGGUGAAAAAGAAAGUAUGCCCUGUGGGGAAGCAAUAGAAUUUAAACAAAAGCCAAUUGUCAACAAAGGAAAACAAGGAAAGGAACAAAAUCAGGACUCAGAGACUGAGGUAGAAGAGCUACGGAAACUCUGGAAAACCCAUACAAUGCAACAAACUAAACAGCAAAGGGAAAAUAUUCAACAGGUGUCACAAAAAGAAAUUAAGCAUAAAAUAGCAACAACCAGUAUAGAAGGUUCUGCACUUUUAAAAGAAAAGAGGAGGCAUCGAUUACAUAAGUUCUUAUGUCUCAGAGUUGGAAAACCUAUGAGGAAAACAUUUGUAUCUCAAGCAAGUGCAACGAUGCAACAGUAUGCACAGAGAGAUAAGAAACAUGAAUAUUGGUUUGCUGUGCCACAAGAAAGGACAGACCACCUGUAUGCCUUCUUCAUUCAGUGGAGUCCAGAAAUAUAUGCAGAAGAUACUGGUGAAUAUACCAGAGAACCUGGAUUUAUAGUAGUAAAAAAGAUUGAAGAAUCUGAAACAAAUGAGGAUUCUACUAAUGAAGCAGCAGCUAGAGAAUGGGAGGUAGUGUCAGUGGCUGAGUAUCACCGCAGGAUCGAUGCUCUAAAUACUGAAGAACUGCGCACACUCUGCAGACGUCUCCAGAUUACUACAAGGGAAGAUAUAAAUUCAAAGCAGGUUACUCCAGUGAAAGCAGACCUGGAAUCUGAAUCUUUUCGACCAAACCUAAGUGAUCCCAGUGAACUCUUACUGCCAGAUCAAAUUGAAAAGCUUACCAAGCAUCUUCCACCAAGAACAAUUGGCUAUCCAUGGACUCUUGUUUAUGGUACUGGGAAGCAUGGUACAAGCUUGAAGACCCUUUAUCGAACAAUGACAGGUUUAGACACUCCAGUGCUGUUGGUGAUUAAAGACAGUGAUGGGCAGGUUUUUGGUGCAUUGGCAUCUGAGCCAUUUAAAGUAAGUGAUGGCUUUUAUGGUACUGGAGAGACCUUUGUCUUUACGUUCUGUCCAGAAUUUGAGGUCUUUAAGUGGACAGGAGAUAAUAUGUUUUUUAUCAAAGGAGACAUGGAUUCACUAGCUUUUGGUGGUGGAGGGGGAGAAUUUGCCCUGUGGCUUGAUGGAGACCUCUACCAUGGAAGAAGCCAUUCUUGUAAAACAUUUGGAAAUCAUACACUUUCUAAGAAGGAAGACUUCUUUAUCCAAGACAUUGAAAUCUGGGCUUUUGAAUGAAUAUAAUGCUUUCUCUCUUAGCAGGAUAAUGGCCCAAACCUGACAUGGACAAACAAGCAUUGUUUGGAAAGUUCAAGAAGCAAUACAAUGUAACAUGUAACUCAUGCUUUAAAAAUAGUUCAUAUCACCAUUUCUUACAGCUAUAAUUUUGGAACUUAUUUUUAAAAUCAUAUUUCUGUUCCAGAGGUCUUUAGGGUUAGACCAUGGCGUGGGUCCCUGCAGUGUAACAGCUUAGGUUUUGUCAGAAUUUUGUUAACAUUUUGAUCAUAGUGACCACCUCAUCUAUAAUCCAUGUUUUCUCAGUCUCCUAAUAGGAUGGUGCUCUUUUGUUGAACCUAUUUUGGUUUAUUAUUUUUUAAACUAUAUUGUUUGUUUUAGUAGAGUAGUCUAACCUGGGAUAUUGAGGGAAUGAAGACUAGGUACUGCUGUAUCUGUGAGGUUGGCACAGGUGACUUUUGGACAUGCUCAGCUUAGUUAUUCUUAGAAAGGAAAAAACACAUGCCAAAACAAUGCAUACUUCAUAGACCACUGAGUUCUAGUUUUAAUUCACAGUACAACAUUCUCUUUAUUAAUUUUGCCUGUAUUCUCAAUUUCAUUUUAAUAAAAAUGAAAUUUGAGGAGAAUUCUGAUUGUAAUAGACCACAGUGCACAUGAUCUGCAGGUUUGGGCAUAUGCUUUCAUCGUUGAAUUAUCUGAUAAAGAGUUAUAAAAUGACAAAGGAGAAUGAGAACUUGAUGAUUCUACUGAAUUUAAUAUAUCAAGCAAGAAAAUAUACUAUUUACAUAUUUGUAGCUUAGCAGGGCAUUAUCAUAACUACAGAAACUAAGAAACAGAUGCAUAUUUCGUCAACAUAUUGUGUCAGGUAUACUGUUUUAUAGUUCUGUUGUUUUAGCCUUGUUGCACACCAACUCCCAAAAUAAGGUUCCUGUUCAAAAGAAAAAAAAAAAACACCUUGCGAUUUUUUUUUGAGUGGUAUAUGUUAUUAAUCACCAUUAGCAUUUGCUGUUAUAAAAGGACAAUGAUUAUAGUAGAAUAUUGUAACUCAGUAGACUUGUUGAAUAUGCAAACUUACUGUCAAGUGACCUCAAGAAAAAGAAAAGAUAAAAUAUAUCAGUAGUUCUUAUCCUCUUUUGUAGGAAACCAGUAAUAAGCCAUUGCGGCAAUAAUUCAUCAGUUAAUUUCAAAGCUUCAUGUAAUGCAAAAAAAAAAAAAAAAAUCCUGCCGUUAUACAUGUGACAGUGACCUUGUGCUGAAAUUUCAGCUAUUCCAGGUAAACGUUGUAUAUUUUCUUGUAAAUUAAUGUUUAAAGGUAGUUUUGUUCUUAUAGAAAGUGUCGAUUGCCAGGUUGCUUAUAGCACUUUAAAUUAUUCUAAAAAUGAAAUUAUAAGCCGAAUAUGUUGGCUUAAGUAGAUUUAGUUGUAUAGUACUUGGAUAUAUUUAGAUCUUUUGAAAGUUUAGAUAAUUAUCUAAAGAAAGCAUAAUGCUAAUGAAAAAAUCUGAUAAUCUAUUUAAUAUGCUAUUGCCGAAUAUGAAUAGAAAUACAGGGCAUCGUUUCCUUGUUUAUGUAAAGCUCUCAUUAAAAGUUACUAACAGUGUAUAGAUUAAAUGUUUACAAUAUAAGGAACUGUAAAUAAAUAUAUCAGUUUUUUUCCCCCUUUGGUCUUCCACAGCAGUAUUAUUGUCUUUGUGGAGUUGACUAAUCAUAAAAAAAUCCUGUAUUGGAUUUCAAUUACAAUAAGGUCAUAGUGGUGUAUACCAAAUAAAAUUAAAUACAUAAAUGUAAA